AUGCUACAAAAGUAUCGUUUAGCAGUAGCAUUGGCCAUUUUACGAAAUAAACCAAAUAAUAUAAGUGUAGAAAAUUACAUAACUGAAUUACAAUCUAAAAUACGAGGAUCAGAGUUGGAUGAAACUUUAUCAAAUAUUGAUGUUGAUGAAGAAGAUUUUAACUUAAGUGACGGUUUAAACACAGUUUCGGUAGAUUUGAAUGAAGAAAAUUCCAACGAUAGUAUUACGAUUUUACAAAAUUACGAUUUAGCUGGUUUAGAAAAUGAAGACCAAAAUUCGUUAGCAGAUGUAUUGCAAAUAUUAGAUAAUUAUGAGAAAAAUCAAGCGCUCGAAAGUACUACGAACUGUAUAGAAAAACCUUAUAUAGAAAUAAAUAGUCAUUUAGAAAACGAAUAUCAAAUAUGCUCAGAAAAUGCAAUUAAAAACUCUAUUUUAAAAAUAAAUCAACCAAUAAUACCUGAUUCUGGUGCGUUUAUUCGUAGCAAUGGAAGACAAUAUCAAAACAGUGUAAAUGAAAGAAAUAUAGUAAACGAAAACAAAGAAGUAAAUGAAAGAAAUGAAUUAAUUAACGAGAGAAACACGGUAAAUGGAAGAAAUUUAUUAAUACAUGAGAGAAACGCAGCAAAUGGGAGAGAUGGAUUAAUACUUGAGGGAAAUACAGUAAAUGAAAGUACAAAAGUAAAUGAAAGAAACACUUUCGAAUCGGACAGUGAUACAGAAAUAAUGAAAGAUCUUUCUGACUCUCAAGCGGAAGUAAUACCUUUUAAAGUUAUGGAAGAAUUGAAUAAAAUUAAAAUUUAUUUAAAUAAAAGAAAUAGAAUUCAUAGCGAAAGUCAUGGAACGGAUUCGGGUUAUAAAAGUAAUUCUAGAGAGUCGUAUCUUACAGCGUCACAAUCUAGCUUAUGGCUGAACCAAUCAUCGCAUUGCCUUUUUUCUUACCUUUCCCAAUGUCCCUUACUUGUCUCUACGAUGGAAAUUAAUUACGAAGUAGCUAAGGUCCUAGGAUUAUUAAUAGACAGAUUACAUGACGAUGAGAAAUACCCAACAUUUUUGGAAGAAAUGCUAGAAUUUAUUGAUAAACUACUUCAUAAUAUUUAUAAUGGUGAUUUUGAUGAUGAGAAUGUGUUCUUAAAAAAUGACGAAAGCAUCGAUCGUCUUAUUCUUCUAAAUAAAUCGCAAAAUAUAAUAAAAUUUACAAUAGAGAAAAUAACGAAACUUCUAGAAAACUUCCACGAACGUCUGGAAAAGGGAAGCCAUGUUGAAUUGGAGAAUAUAAAUACAGCUGAGAAUUUGUGCUUCAUUUUCCAUUUAUUAGAGGUACUACUAAAAAAGCACACUACAAACUUGAGCCAAACUUCACAACAGAGUCAAAACGAGAAAAUUCUAAAACGUUCCACUUUGACAGAAAUAUGGCGGAAAAAGUGGAAUUUGACACAAGCCGAAGUGUACCAUAAACAAGAGAAACGUGACGUCAUCGUCAUGUGUAGUGACGUUUUGAAUAAAAUUAUCGUUAAAUCUAUGGAAAAUUACAGUUUGGUGGCGUUUGCUGCGUUACAAUGUUUCAAUUUGUUGCAAUCUUGA
Colias croceus (clouded yellow) is the source of this 1581-nucleotide messenger RNA. RefSeq lists its product as uncharacterized. The coding region runs from base 1 to 1581 and encodes 526 amino acids. The transcript has 6 exons. Lineage: Eukaryota; Metazoa; Arthropoda; Insecta; Lepidoptera; Pieridae. The record is from RefSeq and is a predicted model, not a curated record.